CAACUACCAGCACUGUUAUCAAGGCAAGCCGAAGCCGCUUCCUUUCUGCCGGAAUGUAAACGGUUUUUGUUCUGUGGGCAAUUUUAUUUCAUUUGUAAAUGUGCGGGCGUUCAAAACAACCCUCUAUUUUAAAGUUUGAGUUUCUUUCAAUUUAUUUUUAUUUUUCAAAAUGAGCUUAAAAAAGCACAAGAAGCACAAGUCUGAGAAACGCGAUCGACAUGAAGACAAACUGCAUUCUGGUGGUGACAAACCACCCAGCCUCCGAUUAAUUUUGAAAAUGAGCAACUCUACUCCUGACAAUUCGUGCGAUUCUAUGGGGCCCAUGGUAGAUGAAGAAACUAGUAGACUGUCAGCUGCAUCAUCUUCUCAUUUGACAAGUGUAAGGGACGACAUUCUGAACUCCGCCAAUGCUUCAUCUGAUCGCUCUCACAAAAAAGCCAAAAAGAAGAAGAAAAAGAAGGAGAAGGACCGAGAUAAGCAUGAGAAAAAACACAAACAUCAUCAUAAGGAAAAACGGAAACGGCGAGAAGAAUCUAGUCAGGAUGACAAUAGUGUCGGUGAAGAAAGUUUAUCAGAACCUCCAGCCAAGCGUGUUGGUUUAGAUGGAAACCAGAUGAUUGAUGAGCAGAUGAUGGCUGUUGCUCGUGAAGUUGAUGCUGCUGCUCGGGAACCAAGGUCAUGCGUUUUACGUCAGAGACAAGAACGUUCUGCACUUCAGAGGUUACUAGAGUACCUUUUAAAAGCAUUGGAGAAGAAAGACCCUAAGCAGCUCUUUGCAUGGCCAGUGACUGACCAUAUUGCUCCAGGGUACUCAUCAAUUAUAUCUCAACCAAUGGACUUUAGUACCAUGAAGCAGAGAAUUGAUAAUGGAAUCUACAUGUCACUCUCACAAUUUAUCGAUGACUUUAAGCUGUUGUGUAACAAUGCUAUGGUGUACAAUCAGCCCAAUACCAUUUACUACAAGGCUGCCAAGAAACUGCUCUCCUCUGGUGUCAAAAUGAUGAGUCCUGACAAAUUGAAACCUUUACGCUCUGUAUUGACUUACUUGGGUGAUAUUGGACGGGAGGCUUUAGGGUUUGAUGUAGGAGAAGGUUUUGUACCUUCGGAUCUUAUUCCCUCUGGUAGUCCAUCAGCAGCUGUGUCCGAUGUUGGCACUGAAGAUCCUCUGCAUGGGGAAGAAAGCAUGGAAGUUGAUAUCAAGAAGAAAGAACAUAAACCAGUAAUAAGCAAAUUUGAAGCUAUUCCUGAUGACUUAUCUCCUGAAGAAAUUCUUGAGCAAGCCAAGAGGGCUAGUCAAAAUGCUGCAGCAAAAUUGGCGUCUAAAAAAAACAAGACAAUGAUGGGCUUUUUACGCCAACGCAAGGAUGGUACCACAUCUCUAAAUAUCUUAGUGCCAGGGGAUGGAGUAGACUUUGAAAAGAAAGAAAAAACUGUGUUACUAGGAUCAGUAACAGGCAAACUAACCCAUGGAACAGGGACAAUUCUAGGUUUCCGAGAAGACAGGAGAAAUUUAGCCAAGACAGUGAAACCUCUGUACUAUGGUGCUUUUGGAUCAUAUGCACCAUCCCAUGACUCAACGUUUGCGAAUCUUAGCAAGGAUGAAUCUGAUCUUGUAUAUCAAACAUAUGGUGAUGAAGCUGCUGUUCAAUAUGCAGAAAGUAUUCUUGAUUUUGCAAAAGACAAUGACUAUACCAUUACAAUGGUUGACAAUCUUCUUGACAUAUUGACACAUGGCGAGCAUCGGAGAACAAAGAAAAACCUUGAUGACCGACGAAAAAUGCGAGAAGAGGAAGAACGCAUGCGAGUCAUUUUAGACAGUGCUAAAAGUCAUGAUAGUGUCCAGUCUUCUCCCCAAAUUGUGCCGACUCAAGGAACUUCUCAGACCCAAACUCAUCCGGUUUCACAAGUCAGCAUCCCUCCUCAAGCUAUGAACCUAGAUAACCUAAAUUCAUUGAGUGAUCUUGGUAUUGACAUUAGUUUCUUGGAAGGAGUAGAAACCCUCAAGAAAGAAGUUGAGGAUCAAAGGCAAACUCAAGUUCAACUGAACACUACUGGAGGACUUAUUGAGAAUUUGCAGCAGGUGCAGAGUGAUCGGUUGAGCACUGCUCCACCCUCUCAUCUCUCACAAGUCCUUCAACCCACUGUAGCCGAGCAAUCAUUAGUUGAUAAAAUUACUGAAAAUCUUACUGAUUUGGCUAAAAGAGUUCCCCCAGCAGCCAUUGUACCUGUAGCAGGUAUUCGUAAAGCCUUAGGCGUCUCACCUGAAAUUCAAAAUACAAGUGAGGGUGUGAGCUCCACUUCAAGUGGUCACAUGCAUGUCAAUGAAGCCAGUCAUUCAAGAGGUCCUACAACUGCCAGUGCUGCUGCUGGAACAUCGGCUGUCCCUGACCUUGAAACAGAACUCCGAGAAUUUUUAGAAAAUGAAACAUCAAUAGGUAAUCCAGUGGUUAUGCAUGAUGACCAAUCUAUUGAUGAGAUAUUCUCAGUUUCAUAAUGGAUGGUUUAGGUGUUUCUCUUUAUCCAUAUUUUAAAGAUGCAGUAGGCAUAUACAUUCUUUUUUUUGCCUUCUUUUUUUUUUAAGAAAAGGGUGGUUUUUGCAGUUUUUACUAACUAACUUGUCAUGCUAUGGAAGAUCUUUUCCAAUGGCCAUGAUUUCUCAUCAAAGGAAACUCACCAUAGUGUAAUUUAAGAAGUUUUU
Frankliniella occidentalis (western flower thrips) is the source of this 2698-nucleotide messenger RNA. It is a transcript of the gene Brd7-9, whose product is annotated as bromodomain-containing protein 7. NCBI's taxonomy places the organism in Eukaryota, Metazoa, Arthropoda, Insecta, Thysanoptera, Thripidae. Gene Ontology annotation, biological process: regulation of transcription by RNA polymerase II. The transcript is spliced from 12 exons. Bases 170 to 2494 code for a protein of 774 amino acids. The record is from RefSeq and is a predicted model, not a curated record. Gene Ontology annotation, cellular component: nucleus.